AUGCCUCGAUCAUACGUGAAGAAAAAUAAUAGACAACAUUAUUCAAACGAUGAUUUACGGCAAGCUCUCAAUAGCAUCAAUGAUGGUAAGUCUAUUCGUCAAGUGGCUGCAGACAGUCAUAUACCACUUUCAACACUUCAACGUCAUGCAAGCGGAGAUGUACUACAAUUUGGCUCGGGACGUUCAACUCAUUUUACUAUUGAAGAAGAAAAACAUCUAGCAAAUGCUUUAACUGUAUUACAUGUAAAAGAAUGGGGAGAACCAUUAACAAUCGAAGAAUUCCUUAAAUUAGUAGCUAUUUAUACAAAACAUAUUAAAAGACCUGACAUGUUCAAGGAUGGCACACCUAGUCGCGAUUGGUAUUAUGGAUUUAUGACGCGUCAGUGUGAUUUAAAAUUAAAAACCCCUCAACCAUUAGAAAAAGCCCGUGUCGAUAUUUCUCAAAGUACCAUUACAAAAUGGUGUGCUUUAAUAGAAUCAAUUUUUGAAAAAUGCAAUUUGAUGGAUAAACCAUCUCAAAUAUUUAAUUGUGACGAAACUGGCUUUUCGGAUAAAUCGUCAGCUAAGAAAGUUCUCGUCAGGAAAAAUAAGCGAUUUACAUAUCAAGUUCAAUAUGGCUCUGGUAAAGCGCACAUAACAACGCUCUUCUGUAUUAGUACCAGUGGACAAAUAUUACCACCAUAUAUUGAUGCUGGUUAUAACUGUUCUCGAAAUGGCUGGAUGGAGGAAGAAAUAUUUUUCAAAUGGUUUAUGGAAAUAUGUAUUCCUUAUAUCAAAGAUAUUGCACGCCCAUUACUUUUAAUAUUAGAUGGACAUAGUUCUCACAGAAGCGUUCGGUUAGUUGAAGCAGCAAUUGAACAUCAAGUUAUUCUCUUUGCUUUGCCACUACAUACCACACACAUUUUACAGCCAUUGGAUGUAGUUGUGUUCAAACCAGUCAAAGAAAAAUGGAAACAAAUAUUAUCGUUGAAUGAAAAUUCAGGAAAACCUGUCAACAAAGAUAACUUUCCAGGCUUACUGGCUCAACUAUUUGAAAAAGGAGUUAUAAAAAAAUCAAAUAUUGUGUUAGCAUCGUCGAAAUCUACUUAUUUAUUUACCAAAAUCCCAAGUGCAAAUACAAGUCUUUGGGAUCAUGAUGAAGCUCAUGAUGACGAUGGUGUACAAGAUCUAAUAUCACCAAUCAAUACCAGCGUGUGGGAUCAUGAAUUCGAUAUUCCAUUAGAUUUAUCUCGACCAACAAAAUCAACUAUUAAAAUUUUACCUUCGUCAUCUGCACUACCAUUACUGUUACCAUUAUCACCACCAAUGAGUCCAGCAACAGCCAUUCGAAAUUCUCUUCGUUCAAUGAGACCACCUGCCAUUGAACAACCACCAUCAAAGCAAGUUGUUCUUGAUCGACAGGCUGGCCAGCUUUUAACAGGCGAACAAGCCUUAGAACAAUUGAAAGCGAAGGAAGAACGUAAAGCUACUGAAAAAUCAACCAAGUCUAAACGAGCAAUAACAUCAACUAAAAGAUGUUCUUCAACAAAAGCAAAAAUAAAGAAAAAGUAA
Messenger RNA from Didymodactylos carnosus, 1551 nucleotides. Lineage: Eukaryota; Metazoa; Rotifera; Eurotatoria; Philodinida; Philodinidae. The record is from the annotation of a GenBank genome assembly.